This is a messenger RNA of Pectinophora gossypiella (pink bollworm), 4957 nucleotides long. Its product is annotated as myelin transcription factor 1-like protein. Gene Ontology annotation, molecular function: RNA polymerase II cis-regulatory region sequence-specific DNA binding; DNA-binding transcription factor activity, RNA polymerase II-specific; zinc ion binding. Bases 132 to 3620 code for a protein of 1162 amino acids. Gene Ontology annotation, biological process: regulation of transcription by RNA polymerase II. The transcript is spliced from 16 exons. The record is from RefSeq and is a predicted model, not a curated record. Lineage: Eukaryota; Metazoa; Arthropoda; Insecta; Lepidoptera; Gelechiidae. Gene Ontology annotation, cellular component: nucleus.
AAACCGUGCCAUAUUUUAGUGCAGUGAAAAAAAUCCCCAAAUUUUUUGUACUUUUUUUUAUUGGGUGACCUCGUGUUCGACACAGACAAACUUUAGUGCGCGAUGAGGGCUCGCCCCUCCGUUUUAUAGCGAUGUCGGCUCUCGUCCGACCCGUGUGGACGGCGCCUCUGCCUGCACAGUCGUCGUUGUCACACAUAAACAAGAGAAGACUGGAGUUCGGCGUGGAUGUGGAGACGUUCAGAGUGAGCGACAGAAGAGUGGAACGAGCUGAGAGCACGGACUCUAUGGAGGAGGAAGAGGUGGUGGGCAAGCGGCGACGGCGGCUUCUGGACGACGAGCGGCGCGACGAAACGGACUCGCGCCGGCGACCGCUGCCCGCGCACCGCCCGCACCCCGCGCUGCCCCCGCGCGCGCACGAAGAAGUCGACGAGACCCUCAUACGAGAAACACAGGCCGCUCUCAAAACCCUCUCGGGCAGCUGGUCCCGAGAGCGAACCUCCAACCACAGCGGCGACGACAACGACGACGCUAACGGCUUCGAGAACCUGUUCGACGACAAACGGUCUGACAAAAUGCUACCGUCUUCCCCAUCGCCGUCUUCGGAAAGCGCUGAUGCCUCGCAAAAAAGCUACUCGACGCGCCAUCAAGGUGACGAGCAUGCCCUGAACGGUCUCAGUGAUAGUGAGGACAGAGAUAAAAAACAGCAGAAAUCAGAUAGAGGCAGAAACAGCGAUGAAUACGAUAAACAUAAAUACUCCAACCACUACGAUGCGCCAAAUUUCGACGAGCUUGUCGAUUCGUCUUCCAACGAGUUAGAGAUAGACAUGUCGGAUAGGAAUGAUGAUAAGUAUGAUGAUGACAGAGAGAACAAACACAAGCGUAAAAGUGAACCUGUGACUGUGAAUAAACAGUCGUUGUAUAAUGCGUACAAAGCGGCGACGGCGGCGCUGCCAUAUUCGACGCAAUCAGCGUUUAAACCACCGGCGGAGGUCAAACACAGAAUCCAUUCGUCUUCCUUGCCGAGCGAACCAUUUGGAGGGUAUUCAAGUGAAGAUAAGAGUUCGGUGCACAAAGGAUCGAAGCAGUACACAGUCCUGCAGCCGGCAGGGGUAGGAUCGCGAGCGGCGUCCGCUUUGCAAGAAGCCCGUUCCGUGCCGACCGCACAGCCUCUACGAGACUCUCGCCCACUCACUGCGCUUUCUCCGCCUGUAAACAGAGAAGGCAACAAGUGUCCUACACCCGGCUGCAAUGGGCAGGGCCACGUCACCGGCCUCUACACACACCACAGGAGUCUGUCAGGAUGUCCAAGAAAGGAUAAAGUUACACCGGAGAUCUUGGCGUUGCACGAGACAAUAUUGAAGUGUCCGACGCCUGGUUGCAACGGUCGCGGCCACGUCAGCUCCAACCGUAGUACUCACCGUUCCCUCUCAGGGUGCCCCACCGCCGCUGCCAGGAAGGCAGCCGCCCGCACUCAGCGCGCUAGACCCACAGUGCCAGCGCCCCCGCCGGUCGCCGUAACGACCGACAGCAGCAGCGGUCCCCGCGAGCGCGAGCCGUCGCCCCCCGCCGUGAAGCGCGAGGCCCCCGACCUGCUCGUGCCGAAGAGAGAGGCCGCGGAGGCCGAGCGCGACUCCCCGGCGAUGGAGACGCGCCACGCGGGCUACGGCGCGCCACCCGACCAGCGCUCGCCGUACGAGCGCCCGCCCGACGACCACGUGCGCUCCUACAGUCAAAUGAACGAAGCGCGGUACGGGUAUGAACGGUGCUACGAGGGUGCGCCGGCGUUCGAGCGGUACGACCCUGCGCAGUGCCCGCAGCGGUACGGCUGGGAAGAGGACCGAUACCACGACCCGCACCUCCCCACGCCCAUGAAAACCGACCAGUCCGAGGAGACCACCUCCGGGCCCAUUUACCCUAGACCAAUGUACCACUACGAAGCGAGUAGCGGAGUAGGCGGCGUGAGCGCGAUGGCGCCGGUGCCCCCAGGCUUCUCGGCGAUCAACCUGUCGGUGAAGAUCGCCGCGGCGCAAGCGCAGCGUCCGCGCAGUCCCACGCCCCGCGACCCGCGCGACCCCCGUCCAGCCAUUGAUCUGUCCACGUCUAGUGGUAGUCCACAGGGUCCAUAUGCAUCACCGGUGUACACAAGCGCCGGUGGCGGCAGCGGGGGCGGAGCCCGAGGCAGUCCGCAGCCGGGCGCUUCGCCCCAGCUCACCGCCAGCCCCCAGGUGCCCAGUCCGCAGGGCCAGACCCUCGACCUUAGCGUGUCCCGUUUACCACAUAGCCGCGGAUUCCCUGGUGGAGUCUCAUAUAGUCGAGAAUCGACACCAGAUAGUGGAGGCAGCCAUCCUUACCUUGAAGCAUACCAUCGAGACCCAGCUGGUUACGGAGGCGUGAGUCCGCACCCAGUGGCGGGGUACGGGCUAGGCCAGCCGGACUACGCAGCGGCGGCGGCGGCGGCAGGCUACGGGGGCUACCAGUACCAAUGCGGCGCGUACCCGCCGCCGCCCGCGUACCCGCCGCACGCGCCGCCUUACUCGCCGCCCUGCUACAUGCCCCCGCCGCACGCGCCGCACGACAAGCCCAAAGACAGCAGUUUGUAUAUGUGCAGCCUGAGCGGGUGUCCGCGCGCCGACCGUUCGCAGCUGCAGCCGCAUUCUCAGGAGCUGAAGUGCCCGACUCCUGGCUGUGACGGCUCCGGCCACGUCACCGGCAACUACUCGUCACACCGCUCGCUCUCCGGCUGCCCUCGCGCCAACAAACCUAAGAGCAAGCCCAGAGAUGGGCAAGACUCCGAACCGCUCAGAUGCCCUAUACCGGGCUGUGAUGGAUCUGGACACGCUACAGGGAAAUUCUUAUCGCAUCGAAGUGCCUCGGGAUGUCCGAUUGCGAAUCGCAACAAAAUGCGGGUGUUGGAGAGUGGGGGUACGGUGGAGCAGCAUAAGGCAGCAGUGGCGGCGGCGGCGUCGGCUAUCAAGUUCGACGGGGUGAACUGCCCCACACCGGGUUGUGACGGCUCGGGGCACAUCAACGGCUCCUUCCUCACGCACCGCUCGCUGUCUGGCUGCCCCGUAGCCGGCGCCGCGACCCCCACGCCACAGCCCAAGAAGCCGAAGUACCCUGAUGACAUCACACCGCUGUACCCCAAACCUUAUUCGGGUAUGGAGAUGAACAUGCAAACAGGGAACGGCGAAGACCUGAUGACCCUCGAGCAGGAGAUCACAGAGCUGCAGCGCGAGAACGCGCGCGUCGAGUCCCAGAUGAUGCGCCUCAAGUCCGACAUCAAUGCCAUGGAGACACACCUCAGCCACGGCGAGAGGGAGAACCAGCUGAUCUCGCAGCGCAACAACAACCUGAACGAGUACUACGAGAGCCUGCGCAACAACGUGAUCACGCUGCUGGAGCACGUGCGCAUCCCGGGCGGCGCGCCCGCCGCCGCGCCCGGCGCCGCGCCCGCGCCGCCGCCCGGGGACAAGCCGGCGCACGACAACUUCGACUCGUACCUCACCAAGCUGCAGACGCUCUGCUCGCCCGACGGCUACUGCCCCGACGAGAACCGCCCCAUCUACGAAACCGUCAAAAACGCGCUCCAGGACUUCACAGUGCUCCCUACCCCCAUUUAAGGUUCACAGAGCGCCGCCGAACCAGAACGACAAUGAACUGAAACCGACCACGGUCGCGAUCGGCGGAGCUUAUCACGCGAACUGACUCAUCAGUGAUGAACCUAGUGUUAAUGAUUCUAGUGAAGUGAAGUGCGGAGAGCGUAGUCUCGGAUUCUAAGCUUUCACCAAAGAUUUUAAGACGGUAAUCGAAAAAUCGUUUGUAAUCGAGUGAAUGUAUCAUAGUUUGUCGAAACUGUGUACAGUGUAACCCCCGCGUAGGCGGGCUAUUUUCGGACAGUAUGUGUUCUACUUAGGUAACGAUGUCUGUUUUGUAAACCGUUGUAUACGAUGUGCGACUUCUUUGAAUUACAUCACGUCGACGAUGUAAGAUCGUUCGAAUUUUAAUAAGUAAGCUGGACUUAAUAUAGACGUAAUAAAUUUUAAACACUGUUACUCGUAUAUGCUUAAACUAAAGUAAUUGUUAGGGAAAAGUUUAACUAAUGUACGAGUAUUAUGUAAGCGAUUUUAGCCCCACAGCCAUCAUGUUCGAUGUAAAUAUUGUACCUACCUAUCGAUGUAAUGAAGACUACCAUUGGAAGCACUGACUGCUGCCAAAGCGGUUGCUGUUUAGUUUAAUUCAUAAUGGAUUCAGAUUUUAUCACUCGGAAGGAAUUAUAAUAUAGUGAUUAAGGAACUCUGUUACUCUGUCUCUAAGUUCUCAACUGGGAAUGUGCCAAAUGCUUCAGACUCACAGCAGCUCCCGUUCGCUGAUAUAAUUAAGACUAAACAUAUUGAGAUAGAAGUGUAAACAAACGAAAAUAAACUCCUUAGAGGACUUUCUAGUCAGUUUUGUAAAUAAAUUGUGAAUAAAAUAGUUGUCGCGUCGUAUGGGCGUUUUUAUUUAAAUUAGGAAAUAACAAGAUCUCAUUAGAUCGAGUAAGUUAAUUCAGUCAUUAAUUGAUAACCAAUUUUAGGAAUAAAUAAAUACUUUCUUUGUUAGCCAAUGUUCACUUCGCUGUGAUUAUGUUACGUGUUACAACUUAUUUAUUGUUACCCUUUACAAAAUGUGAUAGCUUAAUCGCUCAAGUUAGUGUUACUUUGCUUAUUUUAAGUUGAUGUGCUUGACACAAACUUGUGCAAUUGUACCUUGUAAUUACUGCAUGUUUCGUUAAACAUAUUCCCUAUUUGUAAAUUCCACUACAAUCAUUUUGUUUGGUGGAAUCACAUUGGUACACUGAAAUGAAUAAUAUUAUUCGCAUUUAAAUACUAAACCUAUUACUAUGUUACUACUCUGAUUGUCAUAUACGUUUCUGUAAAAUAUUGAGUAUGUGUUGUUAAAGAGAAUAAAAAUAAUAAAU